Insectozyma verbasci is the source of this 1092-nucleotide messenger RNA. NCBI's taxonomy places the organism in Eukaryota, Fungi, Ascomycota, Pichiomycetes, Serinales, Debaryomycetaceae. The record is from the annotation of a GenBank genome assembly.
AUGUCUAGAUGGAAACCAAGAUAUUAUGAUAUAGGAGUAAACUUCUCAGAUUCCAUGUUUCAAGGAUACUAUCAUGGUAGCUCGACUAGAAAACAUCCAUGUGAUAUACCUGCCAUAAUUGAAAGAGCUCAUUUAUUUAAUGUUGAUAAGAUGUUAAUUACAGCAUCGACAAUACAAGAAUCUAAAGAUCAUUUUGAUUUAGUUGCUCAAUGGCCAGACCGUUUUAAAAGCACAGCUGGUGUUCAUCCGUGCUCUGUAUCUUCUGAAUUCUACAAGGAUGGGAAACUAGAUAAUGUUGAUGAGAAAUUGAAUACAUUAUUGGAGAUAAUCGAAGAUGGGAUAGCUAAGGAUUAUAUUAGAGCUUUUGGUGAGAUUGGAUUAGAUUAUGAUAGAUUGCAUUAUUCAAGUAAAGAGCAACAGGUAGAAAUGUUUAAGAAGCAACUAGAUUUGUAUGGGAAAUUGCUGAAAAAAUUACCAUUAUUUCUUCAUAUGAGAUCAUGUUGUGAUGAUUUUAUAAAUAUACUUAACCCUUAUAUCGAAUCCGGUAUAAUAGAGAGAGGUAAUGGUGUGGUUCAUUCUUUCACUGGAACAGAAACAGAUUUGGAGAAUUUGUUAAAAUUGGGAUUUUUCAUAAGUAUAAAUGGAUGUUCAUUAAAAACGGAAGAAAACUGUGCCGUUGCUGCAAAAAUACCCAUUGAUAAAUUACUAAUUGAAACUGAUUCCCCUUGGUGUGAAGUCAGGAAAAGUCAUGCAAGUUAUAAAUAUACAACAUCAUAUCCAAGUCAAUUUUACCCUAUAAUAGAGUCAAAUGCAUUAUUAAAUCAUAAACAGUUCAAAUUAGGUGAUACUUUACCUUUUCCAAUGAUAAAAAAUGAUCAUUACAAUAAAUACCAAGAGUUUAUAAAGAAUACAGAAGGUGACUAUGAUAAAUCAAUAGGUUUUUUAUCCCCACCUAUGAUUAAAUCUCGAAAUGAACCUGUUAACGUUGGUAUGAUUGCUGAGAUUUUAUGCAGAAUACAUAACAUAACCGAACCAAAAGACGUAGAAAAUUUUAUAGAUACAAUUUACAAUAAUUCAUGUAAAUUGUUUUAA